AUGGAUAAUUAGUACAAUCCAUUUUAUAACAAUUCUUUGGAAGCUAAUAGAAAGACUAAUUUCUUAGCAUCAAAUGGAAAAAGAGUAGUAUAAGAACAAAAGGAACAAAUACUGCUAAAGGAAGAAAAACAGAAGUAAGAGAAGGCCCAAUAAAUUCAGUAUGAAAGAAAAUUGCUGAAUCAAGAGCCGGUGCCUGUUUAUUUGUAAAGGGAUGAUCGGUAAUAAAAGAUAACUGCUUCGGAGAGGAAAGAAAUUAUAAGGAAUUUAGAGAAUGAUGCCAUUAAAAAUUCAGAUGGAGGAUUCUUUGCCAAGGUUUUUUAGUAUAAGGAUAACAAAGACUAAUAGAAAUUACAAUAAAAAUAAGCUUACAUUGAAGAAAUAUAAAAAUAAAUUGAUGAGAAGAAAAGAAAGAAGGAAGAAGAGAGAUAGAGAAAGAUGGAAGAGGAUCGACAAUACGAAGAGAGAAUCAUAAAGGAAAGAGAGGGGAUGAAUUAAAAUUCAGUGAUUAAGGACGAGGAUAAAAAAUAAAUAAUCAAAACAGUAAAAAAUAGGCAUCUGUUGUAAUAGUACGAUGAAUCUAAAAUGAUAUUUAAUGAGUUUGAUGAAUAAUAGACUAAUUUGACAAACAAUAAUAUUGUUCCUAACUAUUUGAAAGAAAACAUAAAGGAUGUGGAUGAUAAAUUUGAAUAGGACUUGAAGAAUAAGACUAAUCCACAUACGCCGUUUACAAAGUUGUAAUCCCAAAGAACCUUACAGGAUUAGAAUCCCAUCAAUAUUACCUAUAAUCAUCCUAAUACAGCUGGAAAUGCACAAAACAAUAGGUCAUUUAGAAACAACUCUCAACACAAUAACUAUUAAUAGAAUAACUAACAAUUACAAAUGCAAUAUGAAUAAUAAUAGAUGUAGUAGCAGUAUCUACUCUAAUAACAAUAUUAUCUUUAACAACAAUAGUAGUUUUAGAAUUUCUAAUAACCCUAACAGUAUCACUAAUUUGAACAAAAGCCAAUAAUUCCUCAAUUGAUGGAGAGAUUCCAAAGAGAAUUUGAAGAUCUAAAAAUGAUGAAUAGAAUUAAGAGUAAGGAGUAGGAAGAAGGGAUUGAUAAAUUGAGAGAACAGAUUGAGAUGCAAUCUUAAAUGUGGAAUGAUGAUCUAAGAAAGUUAAGGGCUGAAGUUCAAAUUAGUGCAGAAUAAAAGAAUAAAGCAUUUUAUGAGUUAGAACAUUUGAAGGGAUAGCUAAAGAGAUAGGAAUUAUUCGAAGAAGCACAAUAUAAUAAUGCACAUCAACAAGCUAAAUAGAGUGAUGCUUGGCGUAAGCAGGACAAGAAGUUGGUUACUGAAAAUGAGUAUUAGAGAAGUUAAAACUAAAGUAGACAAUAGAAGUUUGAGGAAAAUUUUAAUUUUUAUAAUUCAUUUGAAUAAGAGGAAUGA
This is a messenger RNA of Paramecium tetraurelia, 1428 nucleotides long. RefSeq lists its product as uncharacterized. NCBI's taxonomy places the organism in Eukaryota, Ciliophora, Oligohymenophorea, Peniculida, Parameciidae. The record is from RefSeq and is a predicted model, not a curated record. The transcript has 2 exons.